CACUACACUUUCCAUCUCCCACUCUUUCUCUCUCUACACUUUCUAUCUCAUCCACCACCAACCAUGGCUCUUCAACUCUGGUCAACCCUCAAAGAAGCCAUCGUUGUCUACACUGGCCUCUCCCCAGCAACUUUCUUCACCGUCCUAGCAAUUCUCAUCACCCUCUACUACAUCGUCACAAGCCUCUUCGGUUCCUCCGACACCCCCCAACGCCAUGAAACGAGGGACUUUGAUGCGCAGAUAGAGCCUCUUAAACCGCCUGUUCAGAUCGGGGAAGUUACGGAGGAGGAGCUUAAGGAUUAUGAUGGGAAUAACCCGGAUAAGCCUCUUCUUAUGGCUAUUAAGGGUCAGAUCUAUGAUGUUUCGCAAAGCAGGAUGUUUUAUGGCCCCGGUGGACCUUACGCCCUAUUUGCCGGUAAAGACGCUAGCAGAGCUUUAGCGAAGAUGUCUUUCGAAGAGAAAGAUCUCACCGGAGACAUAUCUGGUCUUGGCCCAUUCGAGCUCGAGGCCUUGCAAGAUUGGGAAUACAAGUUUAUGGGAAAGUACGUAAAGGUUGGAACUAUCAAAAAAACAGUUCCCGUAACCGAACCAGAAACCACCGGUGAACCUUCAGAAUCCACUUCUAACGAUGCCGACACUUCCAUUCCUCGCGAAAACAAUGAUGCUGCCGAAGCUUCUAAGCAUCAUGAAGAUGCACCCUCAGAAACUCCAGCUGUUGUUAAAAGUGAUGAAAAUGUUCCUUCACAUGUUGAUGCAGAUCAUAAAGAGGAAUAAAUAGGAAGGUUGGAUUGUAAUUCUCCUCAAAUAAAAUAAUGGAAACAAAUACAUAGGAGCUUCUGAUAGAGGUUGAUCCUUUUGUGUGUGUGUGUGUAUUCAGCAUUUAGGCCAACCCUUCAGCAUAAAAAAAUGAACUUGUAGUGUUUAAUUUAAGUUAUUUUGAGCUUGAACUUCAUCCUGUAUUCUAGUAUUCUACAAGAAUUAUGUUACUUAAGAGGUUACAUACAAAUGAACUUUUGUGAUCAGUUACUAAGCCAAGUAUUGAAUGCAUUUAGUCUAUAUUUGUGGUUUUA
Vicia villosa (hairy vetch) is the source of this 1070-nucleotide messenger RNA. Its product is annotated as membrane steroid-binding protein 1-like. The transcript has 2 exons. The record is from RefSeq and is a predicted model, not a curated record. Gene Ontology annotation, cellular component: endomembrane system; membrane. Bases 64 to 774 code for a protein of 236 amino acids. NCBI's taxonomy places the organism in Eukaryota, Viridiplantae, Streptophyta, Magnoliopsida, Fabales, Fabaceae.